AUGGGACCUACCGGGCUCCGGAAGUGGAAAGACAAUCACCCGAACGGCGAGUCGCCAAACCGUGAGGUUCCCAUGAACGAUACUCUGGUUGUAGACUCCACCGGAGGCACGUAUGUUCCCAAAGACAAUUGUUGCAUGUCUCUGUCUGAAUCUGUGACGGUCAUUGCGACUUUAUUUCCUGAAUCAAACGAUAGGGCCGUGGACAUGAAGUUGAAGUACGAGUGGAUGGCUUCACACACCGAAGCUCAGCGGAAAGAUCUAGGCUGCGCGCCGUUUUAUUGGUUGAACGGUAAGAAACCGCCCACUCCGGGAUCGCCCUCAGAAGCUGCGGAACAUGCACACUCUGAAGAGUCUUCAUCCGAGUCCACGUGCCGUGCCGAAUCUGUUGCAAUAUCGGUUACGGCAAAGACCCUUGAGGAGCCAGAGCAAUCAAACUGUGAGAAAGCGGCAAAUGAAUGCGAUCUCGAGGAUGCUACACCAAGCUUGCCUGACGUCACCGCCGCUCAGCGAUCAGUAAAACGGGCCCGUUCUCUAUCCGCUGAUGAGGACGGAGACUCUAUCACGGCCGACGGAAAAGCUCCUGAUGCCAAACGAGUAAAGACGUCGAGUUCAGAUCCCGUUUAA
Messenger RNA from Trematosphaeria pertusa, 624 nucleotides. RefSeq lists its product as uncharacterized. NCBI's taxonomy places the organism in Eukaryota, Fungi, Ascomycota, Dothideomycetes, Pleosporales, Trematosphaeriaceae. The transcript has a single exon. Bases 1 to 624 code for a protein of 207 amino acids. The record is from RefSeq and is a predicted model, not a curated record.